Cicer arietinum (chickpea) is the source of this 966-nucleotide messenger RNA. RefSeq names its product large ribosomal subunit protein uL16-like. Gene Ontology annotation, molecular function: structural constituent of ribosome. The record is from RefSeq and is a predicted model, not a curated record. Gene Ontology annotation, cellular component: ribosome. Gene Ontology annotation, biological process: translation. Lineage: Eukaryota; Viridiplantae; Streptophyta; Magnoliopsida; Fabales; Fabaceae.
GCCCAUAUGGUAAAUAUCUAAAACCAAACUCUGAAAUUUAUAAGAUUUUUAUAGGGUUACGAUUGCAGCUUCAACCCUAACACCUGCAGAGAAUAGAUAUCGCGACGCAGCCAUGGGAAGGAGACCUGCCAGGUGUUACAGACAAAUUAAAAACAAGCCAUACCCUAAGUCACGGUUUUGCCGUGGUGUUCCUGAUCCCAAGAUCAGAAUUUAUGAUGUCGGUAUGAAGAAGAAGGGAGUUGAUGAGUUUCCCUUCUGUGUUCAUCUGGUUAGUUGGGAGAAGGAAAAUGUUUCAAGUGAGGCACUUGAAGCUGCUAGGAUUGCUUGCAACAAGUAUAUGUCUAAAUUUGCCGGAAAGGAUACAUUCCACUUGAGAGUCAGGGUACAUCCUUUCCAUGUUCUGAGGAUUAACAAGAUGCUUUCAUGUGCUGGAGCUGAUAGGCUUCAGACAGGUAUGAGAGGUGCUUUUGGAAAGCCACAGGGAACUUGUGCUAGAGUUGCUAUUGGGCAGGUCCUUCUUUCAGUCCGCUGCAAGGACAGCAAUAGCCAUCAUGCACAGGAGGCCCUUCGUCGUGCCAAGUUUAAGUUUCCCGGGCGUCAAAAGAUCAUCGUCAGUAGGAAGUGGGGAUUCACCAAGUUUAGCCGUACUGACUAUCUGAAGUACAAGUCAGAGAACAGGAUCAUGCCUGAUGGUGUGAAUGCAAAGCUUCUUGGGUGCCAUGGACCAUUGGCUAACCGUCAACCAGGAAGAGCUUUUUUGAAUGCCAGUGUUAAUGCUUAGGCUUGUCUUUAUAAAGGAAUAUUAGAGUUUGGGUCGGAUUUGUUUUGAAAGAGUGAAUUUGAAUUUUAUGUUGUCUGCACAUUAUAUUAUAAUAAUACUGAGCUGGGUUAAUUUUCUUUUUGCAAACCACCCUGAAUGGAUAAUUAAUGUUAUAUUUUGAUGAUGUUUUCGAUGUCUACAUUUUA